AUGGAUUGCCCACGCGGCAGUGAUCAGUACUUUGGACCUCAGGUCGACCCUCGAUGUAGACCAUUCGACUUCACUCUGCUGUUCGAGGACAUCUUUUUUGUCUGCUUGCCGGCUGUUUUAUUUCUCAUUCUUGCACCCAUACAGAUAUGGGGUCUGUUCAGGAAGCGAGCUGCGUUUUCCGUGAGAUCAAGAGCUCUCCGGCGAUGGAAAUCGAUAGCUUUUGCCGCUAUUCUUGUGGUACAAGUCAUUUACCUUGUCUCUAGAGCUCAAUAUGCCGAACUGCGAACUAGAGUAUCGCUUCCCGCGGAUAUCUUGAGCUCAACAGCUACGGUGGCAGCAUUCUUCCUGUCUAGGGCAAGCCAUGGACGAUCGCUUCGUCCUUCAACAGUCCUUGACCUGUAUCUAUCCCUGUCAAGCGUCUUGAAUAUUGCGCGGACAAGGACCCUGUGGCUGCUAGCCGCUGGCAGCCCAGUCCCGAUUCUCAUGACUGUGAAUCUCUCUCUCACGCUAUUUGCCCUUCUAUUGGAGUCUGUUGAAGAGAGAAAGCGUCUUUCAAAUGGCUCACCAGAGGAGUUUAGCGGAAUCUGGGCCAGAAUCAGUUUUUCUUGGCUCAUCCCAUUGCUCAAAACAGGCUAUGAUAAAAUUCUUUUGCAAGAUGAUUUACCUAAUCUUGAUACUAGGCUUCAAAGCAGGUUGCUGCGUCGCCAGUUGAUCACAACUUGGUCUAAAUAUGACCCAAAGGCUCGACAUAGCUUAGUGAAAGCAUGUUUUCGUACCCAUCUUUCAACUUUACCUUCUGCCAUGAUUCCAAGAUUGUGUGUCACAGCAUUCACUUUUGCUCAGCCCUUUCUAGUUGAGACUACCAUCAGAUUCGUUGGCGACAAGAACGCCGAGCCCUAUCACGGAAGGGGACUGAUUGGCGCAUGGGGUCUUGUGUAUUUGGGCAUUGCGUUGUCAAGAUCUUUAUACAAGUAUGAGACGUCCAGAUUCAUCGCUAAACUAAGGGGAGGCUUGAUUGCCCUUGUGUAUCAACGAUGCCUAAGUAUUCGCGCCGCCGACGAGGGAGAUAUAUCUGCCGUCGCCCUAAUGGGCACCGAUAUUGAACGUAUAGCUAGUUCCAUGCAGCUUCUUCAUGAAACCUGGGGCUCUCUUAUUGAUAUAGCAAUUGCAUGCUGGCUGCUAGAGAGGCAACUUUUUCUAGCAUGUCUUGCUCCAAUUGCUCUCGUGUUAGUCUUCAUCACCAUUACCUCGCAAAUCUCGGUUGCUACCCAGAGUGCACAAGUAGCGUGGAUAGAAAAAGUCCAAGAAAGGCUGCGUGCGACCACUUCUUUGCUUGGAGAUAUUAAAGCUAUCAAGAUGCUUGCAUUGCCGCAAGUCGUAUCGAGACUAUUGACCAAUCUCCGAGCAGACGAAAUCAAGACGUCGAAAACGUUCAGAGAGCUUCUCGUUGCCACAUUAAUGCUCUCACUCACACCCAUGAAUCUCGCUCCAGCUGCAACAUUCGCUGUCUACGUUAUCAUAUCCGUCUUCUGGACCCACGGAUCCUUAUUUACGACUCAAGCCUUCACUUCACUAGCUCUAAUAGGCUUAUUGACAGGCCCUGUGAUAGUUUUCAUCCAGUCCCUGCCCCAGGUUCUGCAGUGCGUGGGAUGUUUUGAUCGAAUCCAACAAUACUGCAAUUACGCAGACAUUGCUCUCAAAGACGAGAACUACUAUGAACCCGGCCACGUUGACCUACGCGAUGAAUCCGAAAUUCACCUCCUGUCACCGGAUGGUCCUCCCGAGCCUUUUGAUGCCCCGCAUGACGAUACAAUCUCCUUGCACAGUCAGGGCUUUAAAUGGAGCAAAAAUGGUCCAGUCAUACUCAAGGACCUUAAGCUUGAUAUAAGUCAAGAAUCCAUUACUGCAAUUACUGGGCCAGUAGGAAGUGGUAAAUCGUCAUUGAUGAGUUGCAUUCUGGGUGAACUGAUCGACACAUCAUCCCCAGAGGGUCGACCGAAAGUAUCUCAGCAAUACUGCAAACAUGUAGCAUACUGCUCUCAGCAGCCCUGGCUUGAAAACACAACCAUUCGCAACAACAUACUCAGCUCAUUACCAUAUGAGAAGAGAUGGUAUGAUGAGGUCAUCUCUUCUUGCGGCCUCAAUGCCGAUCUGAAACGCUUUAAAAAAGGAGAUAAAACGAACAUUAGCAGCAGAGGCCUCAACCUGAGUGGUGGGCAAAAGCAACGCAUAGCCCUAGCUCGAGCCAUAUACGCAAAGAAACCGAUAGUACUUCUCGACGACGUAUUCAGCGGCAUGGAUGCCCAUACCAUUGAUGUUGUCUCCUCCCGCUUGCUUGGACAUAUAGGCCUUCUUCGCAGGCAGCGGGCGACUGUCGUAUUGAGUACUCAUAAUCGCAAAAUUAUGGCGCUUGCGGACACGAUCAUCAUCCUUGAAGACGGGAAAAUCAUUGCAAAAGACACUUCGGCUUCCUUGCUUCAGAGCAACGGCUACGUCAAUAAACUUGGAUUGCAGCCCACAGAUACUGGAGAUGUCACUGAAACUGCCGAGGCCUCGAAAUUGCCGACAGCGGAAGAGGUUUUCGAUAUAGCUGCCGACGUCGCCAUCAACAUCUCUGAAGAGACGGGUGGCAAGCAUGCUGAUAUUCGACGUAAAAAAGGCGAGCUCUCAGUGUAUGCAUACUACCUUGCCAGCUCUGGCUGGUAUUUUGUUGCUCUGUAUAGUGUUGCUGUUGUCGGGUGGAUCUUUUGCAUCGAAUUCUCGAAUAUAUGGAUGAAGUGGUGGUCCGCUGCCAAUGCUGAAGAGCCGGACAAGGAUAUCUGGAUAUAUCUUGGCAUCUACGGCCUUCUUGGUAUUCUCGGCACGAUAAGUGGCUGUAUUUGCGCUUGGGCGGCUUUCAUUUCCAUCAUAUCGCGGUCAGCUGCUCAGCUACAUUCGAAUCUUUUGCAAGCAACACUAAGGUUCAGCAGAGAUAUGGAGCUUAUAGACAUGGAACUACCUAGCAAUAUGGUCAAUUACACUUCCACCCUGGUCUUAUGCAUAGCCAAAGUCGUCAUCCUUGCCAUUUUUACUCGAUAUCUAGGAGUGACAAUUCCUUUCUUUGCCAUCUUUAUCUAUUUCCUUCAGAGCUUCUAUCUGCAAACGUCACGCCAAAUCCGACUGCUCGCUAUAGAGGCUCAUGCACCGCUGUUUACCCAUUUUAGCGAAUCAAUUGCAGGAGCAGUAACCAUCAGGGCGUUCGGAUGGCAGUCGUACCACCAGGAACGCAAUUAUCGCCUCAUUGAUGCUUCGCAGCGACCUGUCUAUCUGCAGAGCUGCAUCCAGCAUUGGCUUAGUUUUGUGCUUGAGAUUAUGACUGCUGUGUUGGCAGUUCUUCUCGUCUCUACAGUCCUUAUUUGGAAAGACAGGUUUAGUCCUGGAAGCGUUGGCGUGAGUCUCAUCACUGUUAUUGGAUUCAGUGAAGUGCUGGUGCGACUUGUUCAAACUUGGACGACCUUGGAACCAAGUAUUGGCGCAGUGUCAAGAGUCAAACGCUUCGCAGAGGAAACAGAGACGGAAGAUCGAAGUGAAAAGGGAGUAUACGUGCCAGCUACAUGGCCACAGGCUGGCGUUAUUGAAUUCGCAGGUUGGACCGCAUCUUAUGGUAUCGCAACGGAUUCCAAACCAGUACUAAACGGCGUAUCGUUACUGAUCGAAUCUGGGCAACAUGUCGCAAUAUGCGGUCGAACAGGCAGCGGCAAAACUUCUCUAAUACUUUCCCUUUUACAGAUGACUGAGAUUGUCGAAGGCAGUAUCUCGGUAGACGGCGUGGAUCUUUCGACUCUUACCUGUGCGGAAGUGCGCUCACGUAUUAAUGUUGUGCCACAAGAUCCCUUCCUGAUGCCAGGCACCGUUCGCUUCAACGUUGAUCCCUUGAACGGUGCUUCAGAUGAGGACAUUGUUCGCGCGCUUGAGGAUGUGCGAUUAUGGACCAUGAUAGAUGAGCAGGGUGGGUUAGACAAGGAGUUGGAUCUAUCUUCUUGGUCUGCUGGCCAGAAGCAGCUUCUUUGUUUUGCGCGGGCAAUGCUGAAAAGGAGCAAGAUUCUCAUCUUGGAUGAAGCAAUGAGCAGCGUCGAUAAUGAGACAGAGACCAUCAUGCAGGAAAUCAUCGACACGCAAUUCAAGGAAUGCACCGUCCUUGCAGUGAUGCAUCGCCUACAGCAUAUUCGCCGCUACAACAAAGCUGCCGUGUUUGGGGACGGCAAGCUUUUGGAGUAUGACGAUCCCAAAAUCCUUUUGUCUGGAGACACAAAUCUCGCAAAGCUUUAUUCUUUUUAUGAAGGUUGA
Messenger RNA from Trichoderma virens Gv29-8, 4326 nucleotides. RefSeq lists its product as uncharacterized. NCBI's taxonomy places the organism in Eukaryota, Fungi, Ascomycota, Sordariomycetes, Hypocreales, Hypocreaceae. The transcript has 14 exons. Gene Ontology annotation, cellular component: membrane. Gene Ontology annotation, biological process: transmembrane transport. The coding region runs from base 1 to 4326 and encodes 1441 amino acids. The record is from RefSeq and is a predicted model, not a curated record. Gene Ontology annotation, molecular function: ABC-type transporter activity; ATP hydrolysis activity; ATP binding.